GGACAGGAGAACUUAAGACCGUACGAUCGAGCGCGAAGGGCCGCAAACGAGACGCAGCGCGCCCCAACAUGUCCCAGCCAAUCAUCCUUUACGACAUUGCCAUGGCCGGGGGAACGCCUGCGGACAAAGCCUGGAGCCCGAACAGCCUGAAAACGCGACUGGCUCUAAACUUCAAGGGCCUCGCGCACAAAACUCAGUGGCUGAACUUCAUCGACGUUGCCCCGACGUUGUCAGGUUUAGGGUUAGCACCUCAUGUCACGAACGACCCGCGCAAAUGGACCGUACCUGCGAUAUACGACCCGAAAACGCAGACAACGAUCAUGGGCAGUCAAGAGAUCGCGACGUAUCUCGAGGAGCAAUACCCAGAACAGCCGUCACUCUUCCCUCCUCGCACACGCGCAUUGCAAGCUGCUUUCUACGAUGAGGUCUCCGAAUCGUUGAUCGUACCGAUCUUCACGUCACUCUUAUAUCGACACCUGGAGAAGUGUGCGACAAGGGAUAAGGAGUACUUCCGGUCGUCGCGGGAGGCCAUCUUCGGAUGCUCAUUUGAGGACAUCGCGCCGAAGGGUGAAGACGCGUUGAAGACAAGGCUUGCGGAGAUUGAGGUGGUGCUCGGUAAAGCCGCACGGUGGAUUGACAUGGGGCCAGGGAUAUUCGUGGGAGGCGAGGGGCCGCUCAAUGCCGACUUCAACCUCGUAGCUAUGUUCCUAUGGGCAAAGAUGGUCGGAGGCGACGAACACCCCGUGACAAGGGACAUUUUACGGGCGGACGGAGGUCGAUGGGUGAGGUAUAUCGAAGCGUUCGAUGCCUGGACAGCGCUGCACUGA
This is a messenger RNA of Peniophora sp. CBMAI 1063, 827 nucleotides long. Lineage: Eukaryota; Fungi; Basidiomycota; Agaricomycetes; Russulales; Peniophoraceae. The record is from the annotation of a GenBank genome assembly.